This is a messenger RNA of Mytilinidion resinicola, 1440 nucleotides long. Its product is annotated as methionine aminopeptidase 1. Bases 1 to 1197 code for a protein of 398 amino acids. NCBI's taxonomy places the organism in Eukaryota, Fungi, Ascomycota, Dothideomycetes, Mytilinidiales, Mytilinidiaceae. The transcript is spliced from 5 exons. The record is from RefSeq and is a predicted model, not a curated record. Gene Ontology annotation, biological process: proteolysis. Gene Ontology annotation, molecular function: metalloaminopeptidase activity.
AUGGCCGAUGAUUCACCAGAACUACCAUCCAAGAGAAAGUGUCUCGGCACAGACUGCGAAAAGGAUGCUGGAGCUUUACAGUGCCCAACAUGUCUGAAGAUGGGCAUGAGCGACAGCUAUUUCUGCUCUCAAGAUUGCUUCAAGAGGAACUGGAACGAACACAGGACCCUACACAAAACGGCGCAAGGCAAGACACAAGAUGUUACCGCAGCUUACAAUCCUUUCCCAACGUAUUCCUUCACCGGCCCUGUCCGGCCUGUCUAUCCCCUUUCUGCGAAGCGCACCGUCUCCAGGUCGAUCAAACACCCUGACUGGGCCGUGACCGGCAUACCAAAAGGUGAGCAGCGCUUGAACAGGACGAAAAUAGACAUUCUAGACGCCAAGGGGCAGGAGGCAAUGCGUAAGGUUUGCAAAUUAGCUCGAGAAGUACUGGACAUCACCGCUGCAGAGCUCAAGCCGGGCAUUACCACCGAUUACCUCGACGAGGUCUGCCACAGAGCUUGCAUAGAACGGAAUUCGUAUCCUUCGCCCUUGAACUAUAAUCACUUCCCUAAAUCGCUCUGUACUUCUCCGAACGAAGUGGUUUGCCACGGGAUACCGGACCAGCGCAUCCUCCUGGAUGGUGACAUCCUCAAUCUCGAUAUCUCAUUGUAUCACGAGGGCUAUCACGCUGAUGUCAACGAAACGUAUUAUGUGGGCGAUCGAGCCAAAGCGGACCCAGACUCGGUCAGAGUCGUCGAAACGGCACGGGAAUGCUUGGAUAAAGCAGUCGAGCUCGUAAAGCCCGGCACUCCAAUACGAGAGUUCGGUCGCGUCAUUGAGAAGCAUGCCAAGUCAAGAAACUGCAGUGUCGUCGCGACCUGGGGUGGCCAUGGCAUCAACACCGAAUUCCAUCCCCCGCCGUGGAUACCGCAUUACGGCAAGAAUAGGGCGGUGGGAGUUUGUAAACCUGGAAUGACUUUCACGAUCGAGCCGAUCCUUACGCUUGGAAGACCGAGGGAAGUGUAUUGGCCGGACAAUUGGACAAAUGUUACGGUUGAUGGCAAAAGGACUGCUCAAUUUGAACAUACCUUGCUUGUUACAGAAACAGGCGUCGAGGUCUUGACUGCGGCAAGCGAAAGUUCUCCAGGAGGCCCAAUACCGAUGCCCACUACUACAAACGAGAUAGCAAAAGCUGAUAGUACCUCCAACGUAUAGUCCGAUCUAUCGAUGCGAGGUUGAAGGAGAGUGUAUGGAGUUUUGAUCAGGUGGAUCAGGUAUUGCAAAACAGGAGAUGCUCCAGGCCCGUCAGACAUCAUAGUCACGUGACCUUGGACUUGGACUCGAUAUUGAAGGAGGACUGCACUAUCUGAGUCCAUAAUGACUAGGUUUCAUGCCUUUUCAAUGCGUAUAUACUUCAUCCAGAUAACAGCAACUACCCUUGCGGAACUAACGCUCGUG